CUUUUCUAGCACAACAAUAUUCACUUUCCAUUAUUUCAUCUCAGAAUGACAACCAGAAAUCUUAAUAAAACCUGGAGAGACGUCGUAUUCGAGCAAUACCAAGCCGAUCUCGAGGCGGAUUCCCCCUUCCCAAUCCGUUACCUCAUUUUUGUCCACCAAUGGAAGAAGGAUAUCUUCAUCAACAUCCCCAACAAGAUCGAAAUGAUGACCCUUCGCCGCGCUGUCUUGGAUUUUGCACGCUCUAGAAGUCGAGAAGAAGAUCCAACUUUUGGCAAUGAGCACAUUUCGGUGUGGCCGCGGAAGACGUUUCGCGAACGUCAUGAAGAAGAGGCUACAAAGGAGAGCAAUGAGACGAAUGAGUCUGGGUUCUUGGGGUAGACCAGUGCUAUAUUUUGUUCUUAACGGUAAUGAGUGCUAUCGUACUUCAUUACUACCCCAGGGCUGUGGUCCUCGAGUAAUUAAAUAAUCGCUAGAUUAGACCUGGUGCUGUGUUAUCUCUGUGCCUUCUCUUGACGCUGAAACUCAAGUGGGAUUCCACCGUCA
Messenger RNA from Fusarium oxysporum Fo47, 543 nucleotides. RefSeq lists its product as uncharacterized. The record is from RefSeq and is a predicted model, not a curated record. Bases 46 to 378 code for a protein of 110 amino acids. The transcript has a single exon. NCBI's taxonomy places the organism in Eukaryota, Fungi, Ascomycota, Sordariomycetes, Hypocreales, Nectriaceae.